AUGAUGAAACUUAGAAAGAAAUUAAUGUUAAUGUUUUCAUGUUUAAGUUUAUUAUUUGAGCCAAAAGUUUAUGCAAAGGGAGGUGGAGCAGGCACAGGUGGCAGUGGCGGUAGUACAAGUAGCGGAGGUAGUUACACAGGCAAUCGAAAUUAUUCUUCAGGUUCUGGAUGGGUCUUUUGGUAUUAUUCUACAGAUGGAGGAAGAAGUUGUGGAAAUUAUUGUAUAAUCGCAUUUUCAAUAACAGGAUUUUUAAUUUUAUUGGUAAUAUUAACACGUUAUACAUCACCUCCCGCAUAUGAUAAUGUUUCUUCCGCGCCUGAACCAUCUCAUCUUCAUGGAUUAAGACAUGAAUCCACUUGGGAUGCAUAUAAAGCAGGACAAAAAUUUUCUCGAGAAAAUCCAGUAAUUGAAGAUAAACCACCACCAGAUCACAUUAGAUAUAUAUUAUCAUUAGGACCAAAAGCUUGGAAAAUGGUAUUAGAAGAAAAUGUUAUGAAAUCAAAACUUGCAACAAUUUAUAAUAAUGGACUUAGAAUUGAAUUUCAUAAAAAAUUGGAUGUAACGGUACAAGCAAAUUAUCCAAUGGAUAAAAUAAUUAAUCCUUCAGAUAAUUAUUCAGAUAGUGAAAGUGAAGAAAUUCAAGAUGUUAUAACGCCAACAUCAAUUACUGGAUUAUACGAAGAAAAGAAUAUAUUACCAACAUAUUCACAAUCAAAUAAGAAUAAUUUUUUACAAUUUCCACAACCUAUUCAUAUGGAUGACACGCAUUCAUCAUCACGAAAUAAAAUAGCUCCUGAUGAUAUGAUGACGAUACGAUCAACCACUUCAAAAGGAGGAGGGAGCUCAAGAGGAGGUACUCCAAAAGGAGGAAGGACCCCAAGAGGAGUUACUCCAAGGGGUUCUCCAAGAAAUUCUCUAAGAGCAGUCACGCCAACAAGAAUAUCAAUUUCAUUAUUUUUAUAUUACGAGAUAACUAUAUUGUCAAAUCCUAAUAAAGAUACCACUAUAGUUAUAGGAUUAGCGACUAAACCUUAUCCAAGUUGGCAUAAAGAAUCUGUAGGAUUUCAUUCAGAUGAUGGACAUAAAUUUCAUAAUGAAAGUUAUGGAGGAAAGACUUAUAGUGAUUCAUGGGGUUCAGUUGGUGAUGUUAUGGGGUGCGGUUAUUAUCCUGAUACGGGCAUAGUAUUCUUUACUAAAAAUGGAAUAAAUUUAGGAAAUGCUUUUACAGGAUUAAGACAUAUAUGGUUUCCAGCUGUUGGGGCUGAUAAUAAAUGUAAGAUAGAAUUAAAUUUUGGUAGCGGAGAAAAAAAAUUCUGGUAUGAAGAAGCCAAAGGAACUAGUGUUAUGGGAUUUUUUAAAUCUUCAAAUACCGAAACCUAUGAUUAUGAAGAAUUUAAUAAAGAAAAAAUUUGA
Molecule: messenger RNA, 1413 nt
Organism: Diversispora eburnea
Lineage: Eukaryota; Fungi; Glomeromycota; Glomeromycetes; Diversisporales; Diversisporaceae
Source: the annotation of a GenBank genome assembly